Propithecus coquereli (Coquerel's sifaka) is the source of this 1501-nucleotide messenger RNA. RefSeq names its product secreted phosphoprotein 1 (gene SPP1). The record is from RefSeq and is a predicted model, not a curated record. The transcript is spliced from 7 exons. Gene Ontology annotation, molecular function: extracellular matrix binding. Gene Ontology annotation, biological process: cell adhesion; osteoblast differentiation; ossification. The coding region runs from base 161 to 1078 and encodes 305 amino acids. Lineage: Eukaryota; Metazoa; Chordata; Mammalia; Primates; Indriidae.
GGUUGGUGGAGAACGGCUGCAGCAGCAUUUAAAUUCCGGGAGAUCUCGGCUGUCAGCAGCAGGGAGAGAAGGCAGGAAGUUCAGCAUCUCCUGGGACUGGACUCUUCUCCGGCCAGCUGCAGCCGUCUCAGCCAGACACCACCAAGGAAAAAUCACGACCAUGAGAAUUGCGGUGAUUUGUUUUUGCCUCUUUGGCAUUGCCUACGCCCUACCCGUUAAACCGGCUGAUUCAGGCAGCUCUGAGGAAAAACAGCUUUACAACAAAUACCCAGAUGCUGUGGCCACGUGGCUCAAGCCUGACCCAUCUCAGAAGCAGAAUCUCCUAGCACCACAGAAUGCCGUGUCCUCUGAAGAAACUGAUAACUUUAAACAAGAGACCCUUCCAAGUAAAUCCAAUGAGAGCCAUGACCACGUGGACGACGUGGAUGAUGAAGAUGACGAAGACGAUGGAGACCACGCGGACAGCCACGACUCCGAUGACGUCGAUCAUCCUGACGAUUCUCAUCAUUCUGACGAGUCUCACCAUUCCGAUGAAUCCGAUGAGGUGGUCACUGAUUUUCCCACUGACACUCCCAUAACCUCCGUUUUCACUCCACCUGUCCCCACAGAAGACACAUACGAUGGCCGAGGUGACAGUGUGGCUUAUGGACUGAGGUCAAAAUCCAAGAAGUUCCGCAGACAUGACGUCCAGUUUCCUGACUCUACAGAGGAGGACCCCACCUCACGUAUGGAAAGCGAGGACUCGGAUGAUGCACGCAAGGCCGUCCCCAUUGCCCAUCGCCUGAAUGUGCCUUUUGCUUGGGAAAGCCUUGGGAAGGACAGUCAUGAGACGAGUCAAAUGGAUGACCAAAGUGUGGAAACCCACAGCCACGAGCAAUCCAGAUUACACAAGCGGAAGGCCGAUGAUGCCAGCAAUGAGCAUUCCGACAUGAUUGAUAGUCAGGAGCGUUCCCACAGCCGUGAAUUUCAUAGCCAGGAAGACAGGCUAGUCCCAGACCCUAAGAGUAAGGAAGAAGAUAAACACCUGAAAUUUCGCAUUUCUCACGAAUUAGAUAGUGCGUCUUCUGAAGUCAAUUAAAAGGAGAGAAAAAUACAAUUUCUUACUUUGCUUUUAGUACAAAGAAAAAAGAAAGCAUUAUUGCAGGAUGAGAGAAUAUGAAAUGCUUAUUCCUCAUUUUUGUGGGUGAAUGUAUAUGCAUAUGAACCUGGAAAUAAAUGUGCUUGAUCAUUAGUUUAGUUUGUGGCUUCGUGAUAACAUCCUUGUAAACUAAAAGCUUCAGGGUUUUGUCUAUGUCCUUUCCAUAGAAGAAAUGCAAACUAUCACUGCAUUUUAAUGUUUGUUAUUCUUUUAUGCACAGAAAUUUAUAUAGAAGCAAACCAAAUACUUUUACACAAGAGAUUAUAACAUUUUAUGUCACUGAAGUCUUUUGUUUUUUAAAUUAGUGUAUAUUUUGUUGUGAUUAUCUUGGUCGGUGUGAAUAAAUCUUACAUGGCGAAUGUA